AUAUGCAGCGAAGUCUGCUAAGUGGCUCGAUAGCGCCGACUGGCGACGAUUGCGCAUGUUCGUUUUGCAGCGAGUUAACAUAUUCUAUGGUUAACACGUGCUUUGCGGUUUCGAUACAGCCGCACAAAUGAGACCGAAGCUUGUAUGCUUAGCGCUGCGUCUGGCCGCCAAGUUCGAGAGGAUUCCAACUUACCGCCUUCGUGAACCACAGUGGAGUUUUCGCACAUGUAGUCACUCGAGUGUCCAAGAGAGGCACCGAGACGCGCAGUCGCGCGUUCCGUCGUUGAAGGCGGACAUUUUCGAGGCGAUGAAGGGCUACCCGGUGAGCUUUGAUCAUCUUUAUGAUAGUGUGGUGCGGACGCUAAUAAGACAGGGUUUCGAAGACAAGCACAUCGUCCAGGUAGUCACCAAGGCGCCGCGGAUAAUCGAGUUGCAUAGGUCCCUGAGCGACAUUCUCUCCUUCUGGAGGACUUUGUUCAGGAGUGAGCCCGUUUUCUUGCAGACGAUAUCCGAGUACCCCGAACUCCUCUACUUGAGUCCCGAGGCAGUCGAAGAGAGGCAGAAGGAACUGUUCACAGUAUUUCCUAACAAGGACAUUGUCAAGCUGGUGGAGACAUGCCCGCAAGCGUUUAUCGACGACUGGGACGAGAUCAUGGAGAAAGUGAACUACAUAGGGCACGCCAUGGUCAUCAGUCCGGAGCAUAUCGUCAGUAGCGCCGCUCUCAGCUACAGCUUACUCCACAUCAAGACGAGGCAUCAGUUCCUGCUCUGCUGCGGCAAAUACCGCACGCCAAAGCCCAAGGAAGUUACGACCACUAAUCCACCCCUGGACAAGAUCGUCGGGCUGCCACUUCGCCUGUACCUCAACAUGUGCGGAGUCACGGCUGAAGAGUACUACGUGUUUGAAAAACUUAUGAAAAAAGAGCAAGAACGGGAAGCAGACGAGGAUAGCGACGACGACCUUGAUUAGCAAAUCGCCUGUUUAUUCCUUAGGUUUGCUGAUGUGUGCGGCUUUGUACACGCGCCAAGUUACCGAAUUGUAGGGCCAGAAAGAUGCCCUAUCUCAUCGUGUAUUCCACAGUGCGUGACGUGCGCUGCCUUUGACAUGGUAGCCAAGCCCGGUGCGCUGCACGCGCUGGCCAUCCUGAAUAAAGUGCGUAUACGAGAA
Molecule: messenger RNA, 1168 nt
Organism: Dermacentor andersoni
Lineage: Eukaryota; Metazoa; Arthropoda; Arachnida; Ixodida; Ixodidae
Product: transcription termination factor 4, mitochondrial
Biological process (GO): regulation of DNA-templated transcription
Molecular function (GO): double-stranded DNA binding
Source: RefSeq, a predicted model, not a curated record